Messenger RNA from Syngnathoides biaculeatus (alligator pipefish), 4127 nucleotides. Its product is annotated as cortexin-3. Bases 768 to 1019 code for a protein of 83 amino acids. The transcript has 4 exons. Lineage: Eukaryota; Metazoa; Chordata; Actinopteri; Syngnathiformes; Syngnathidae. The record is from RefSeq and is a predicted model, not a curated record.
UCAACCAAUCCGCUAGAUAUGUAUGCGCUAUCCAGUCUUUUUUUUUUUUUUUUUAGAUAAGUGGCUGCAGCCCCCACUCCCAGCCUUCACCCGUCUAGCAUCGGCGUGACUGCAUGGAAACCCCAAAAGAAGUGUUUGUUGUUAUUGAUGCUGUCCUGCUAUCCCGCACAGAAAAACGGGAAAUUUGGUUGAGGGGCCCCAGCCAAGUCUCAGGGUCUCGUUGCAGUUGAGGUGACCUUCUGCCAUGACGAGGAACGAGUGGAGCAAGUUCUAAAGGUGGAAAUGGAAAGUCCACAUCAACGACGGCGAAAGAGGACUGAAGAUCCACACUGAGACGUGCGAGGGCCGCACCCCUCGCUCAUUGACUUGCGCCACAUCACCUUGCUGGAGGAUCGCCAUAGCAACAGGUUGCCCGUAGCGACGGGGUACCGCUCCAUCGCCGCCAGACAGCCGAACCAGCGCGGGGGCGCGCGCGCACACGCACGCCAGGGUGAGGUCCGCGCGCGGAGGCUCAGUCAGACGCGACGGCGGCUCGUGCGGACGCGUGGAUCGAACCGGCGGCACGAUGGCGGGCUGACGUGACGACCGCGAACGACGCUCGCGAAAACAACAAGAAGAAGAAGAGGAGCGGGUUACUCACACGUGCACUUGAGACAACCACACAAGGGCGAGGAGGCGUCCGGCGGCGGCCCUCCCGCACGCGCCCCCCGUGUUCCGUGCGUGGUUACCGAGCGCCGGCCACAGCGCUGGAGCCGCGACGCCCCAGCAUGGACGUGCCCAGGAUGGCCGAGGGCCUCUUCAGCAGCACGCUGUCGUCGUCGGGCGGCGGCCACCACGCGGCGUCCUACCUGACGCUGGAGCAGAAGGCGGCCUUCGUCUUCGUCAUGCUGCUCUUCAUCUUCCUGGCGCUCCUCAUCGUGCGCUGCUUCCGGAUCCUGCUGGACCCGUACCGCAGCAUGCCCUCGUCCAACUGGACCGACCACACCGAGAAGGACACCUUCGACUACCGCAUCGUCUGAGGUUCUCAAACUUUCGGGGUCCGGGGCGGGGAAAUUUGGGCGCGUCUGAAAACCCGAAAACCUAAAAUACCGGUUGUAUCCCGAAAUUCCGGGAGAAUUGCGGCGAACCUCGUCUACAUCUGUUAUGACAUUUAAACCGAAUGCCCACUUUUGAGAUAAAAAUUGAAGUGAUGUUCCAAGUUUAAAAAAAAUGGGUAAAAAUUAAUGUUCUUAUGAGAAUAAAUUUGGAUUUAUUCGGAUAAAAGGUCAGAAUCUUCACGAGAAUUAGGAUUUUGAAAUCGGAAACUUGGACUUUUUUCCGUACGGACAAACGUGAUUGACAUGGUGAUGAUUUUGCAAACGGCCAAUUUCCGGCUCGCGGACCCCCAGUUUGAGAACCGCCGGUGUGAGUCCCUCGGAUCGCACUUUCCCGCCUCGCGUCGCUGGGAAAAUGGCUACCCCGAGUGGACGUGCUCCCCCACCCCCGCCUUGAGUGGACAUCUUCCUCGUCCCCCCCACCCCAUCCUCCAUUUGUGGACUACCUCGUUCCGCCAUCUUGUGUGUGGACGUCUAAACAGGGUCAAAACAGUUUACACGCCAGCGUCUUUGCUAGAUUUAGACAAUCAGUGUUGUCCCGCCAACCCGCGUAGUUGACCUCCUCCCAGGCUUCCCGCCGCCUCCUCCUCCUCCUUCUACACGGAGCGCUCCCUUUAACGUAAACCCUUUGAACGUUGGCGGCGGCGGUGUCGGACCCAAAGUUGACAGUGCUGUACCGUGUGCCUCCACAUGUUUGUCUCGUGUGGUUUAUCGUCACGUGACGUCCGUGUUCCUCAAGCAGGGUCACUGCCGGCGCUCGGUGGGCGGACGGCGCCCCCGGCCGCGACGGCGUCUCGCCGGUCGUCCCCGUCCUCCCACCGAAGCCUUCGCCCGCUGACGCCACGGCUUCUCGCCAGCUGUGCGCCUUAUUAGCAGAGGUGGGGGAUUCGAGUCGCACCACUUGACUCUAGUUGGACUCGGGACGUGCUCGGCUAAAACCUAAAACCCGACUUGACUUUGACUUGAUCUUCAUGAGACUCGCUGACUUGUUCUUGAUAAGACUCGAUGCCAAUUAUACGACACGAUUUGGCAAGUCUGCGACAGGUUAACACACCUGCCUCACAAUUCAGAACACCCGCGUUCAAAUCUGGCCUUCUUGUGUGGCGCUUGCGUGUUCUCCCCGUGCCUGCGUGGGUUUUCUCCAGGUACUCGGGUUUCCUCCCACAUUCCCCAAAAAACGUGCAUGCUUGGUUCAUGGAAGACUCUAAAUUGCCCAUAAGUAGGAAUGUGAGUGUGAAUGAUUCCACUGCGAGCGGCCGGCGACCAGUUCAGGGUGUGCCCAGCCUCUUACCCGGAGUCAGCUGAGAUACGCGCCAGCACGCCUGCAAUCCUAACGAGCAUAAGCAGCAUGAAAAAUUAAUGGAUGGGUUUGCCCAUUCUUGCCUGUUUACAUUAGAAAAUGUGUAUUGUCAAGAUGAUAUGCCAUUUGGCGUCUGUCUCUUAAUUCUGAGGUUCCAGGUUCGAAUCUCGACUGCGUCCAUCCUGUGUGGAGUUUUUCUGCCCUCACUCCCCCACCUCACCCCCCAGGUACGCCACAUAAUCCACGUUAGCUUCAAUCAAGACUAAUUUUCUUCUUCAGUGUGACUUGAGUAAGAUUGAUUGUCUAUACGUGCCCUGCUCUUGACUUCUGACUGCUCCUGGGUGUGACCCGCAUCUCAUCCAAAGCCAACCGGGAUUGGCUCCAGAUCGCCUGCGACCCAAAUGACAACUUGAACAAAUGAAUGUGCGGGUUUUACAAAUUGGCAGGCGGUCACACACUAAUUAGCUGACCUUAAUGUUAGUUGGACACCAUCUACCGCUUCUCCGGGUCGGUUCGCGGGGGAAGUAGUUUCAGCAGGGAUACCAGACUCACAGACUCCUCAGCCACUUCUUCCAGCUCUUCCGGAGGGAUCCUGAGGCGUUCCCAAGCCAGCUGAGAGACAUAGUCUCUCCACUGUGUCCUGGGUCAUCCUUGGGGUUUCCUUCCGGUGGGACUUGCCCUAAACACCUCACCAGGGAGGCGUCCGGAUCAGAUGCCCCAGCCACCUCAUCUGGCUCCUCUCAUUUCGGAGGACGCUGAUCCCCUCCCUGAUGACCGAGCUUCUCACCCUAUCUUGAAGGGAGAGCCCAGACACCCUCCGGAGGAAACUCACUUCGGCCGGUUGUAUCUUGAUCUCGAUCUUGUUCUUUCGGUCAAGACCCACAGCUCGUGCCCAUAGGUGAGGGUAAGAACGUAGAUCGACUGGUAAAUUGAGAGCUUCGCCUAACACAAAGUCCACGUCACUGCAGACGCUGCACCGAUCCGUCUGUCGAUCUCCCGCUCCGUUCUUCCCUCACUCGUGAACAAGACCCCAAGAUACUUGAACUCCUCCACUUGGGGAAGGAUCUCAUCCCCGACCCGGAGAGGGCACGCCACCCUUUUCCGCAAGCCACAGUCACAGACACUGCAAAGUGCUAAUAAUGUGUGAAAAAAGCGGCUUGAGAUUAUCUGAAUGUCCGAACCCAUGACUGGACUUCCUUUGUAACUUUUGGGACUGUAAGGCGAAGACUCGGGACUUCUGACUUGCACAUAAGGUGACUUCCGCCCCACCUCUGCCUUUCUAGUGUAGAUUGUUUACAGACUUUUCUUCCUGGUGAUGUCAUUAAAAGAGAGACGCUUCCCUCGCGCCCCAGCUCCUCCCUCGCCACCCGUGCGCUUCCUGCCGCGACAGGAAGCGCACAGCUUGAGCCUUUCUCGCGCCGUUUUCGUGAUGCCGUGGCCUUUAUUUCCACCCCCCACCCCCCUGCCAGUCGCACAGGUUUCUCUCUGGCUCGGUGGUGUGCAUGUCGCCGGCCUCUCCGUGCAUGCUCCACGCUUCCCGCUGUUUCCUGUCGGUGUCGGAGCUCCCGAAUGCGCCUCCGCGUUCUUUAAGAAGCCUUCGUGCUCCCGAAGCAGCCUUCUUUUUUUUUUUUUUUUGUGGGGAGGGGGGGGAUUAAAAGGUCAAAUUACUCAGCGUCCUUCAUUCGCGUUUGUUCGAUAUGAGGUUUCACCGGCGAGGCGGCAGAGGCGUCAGG